AUGACCAAGUGUGAAUGGGAAAAUUUCCAAAAUUUAACCCCUGAUUGGUGGAUAUCCCAGGUCCUUUUCUUUUCUGAUCACAUGCAGUCCCUCCUGUUGCGUCUCUUUGAGUCCGACUUUUUCAACACAUGGAUUGCAGUUUCUUAUCUGUACAAAUACCUGGAUCCAGGCAUCCAAGAGUACCUUUGCAAAAGGCUUAGCGAGCAACCGAUAUCUGAAAUUUCGUUUUUACUCCCGCAACUAUGGUUUGUCUUGCCCUUGCUGAUUGUGCUAUGGCUACUGGAAUCAUAUGAAGCCGACUUUGCAGAAAAAAAGAUUGCCACCUAUAUCGGCAGGAUUUCCAAGCUAAAGGCGCGAUUCCACUCCUCACUUUUGCAGAACGACACCGAAUCGCUCGCCCUUACUCCUUUGCCGCCAAUAGGCGCGUCAUGUCCACUUAAAAUCUCGCCCUAUUCGAUCAAAUCAGUUUUUGUUGGCAUGGGAGCGAUAGCUGCGUCCAUAGUCUCUCCGCAAGGCCUAGAGGAGAUUCGGCGGUUUUCUCUGCAACAAGGCCUUUCGACACUUUUUAAGGUAGAUGGCGGGUCUCCAGAUCGAGCACAAGGGCAUACAAAUCUCACUCAAAAAUCUAUGGCUACCAUUUUGAAGGCAAUUGCAGAGAAAAUCAACCCUUCCUGGGAUGAGUUUUAUGUGGGAAAGGCUUUUUCCCUGCAGCGUUCGCUCUCAAAACUGGAAACCGCCUUCUCAAAAGUCCCCAUAUCUACACUCAAGUCAUUGCCGCGAUCGACUACCAGUCUGGAAAGGCCAGAGUCUAGACCCUGUCUACAACAAGACAAUCUAUCUGCAUCUCUUCCUGCAUCAUCAUCUUUAAGCAAUAGCAUCGCAGAUGCGGAGGAAAAUAGUCUUCCGCUCUUUUUUUCCGAGCCGAAGCUAUGUGCUGACAUUCAAUCGACGCACUAUUAUCACUCAGAGAUGGCCUUUAUUAGUGCCCUGACAGAGAUUUCAGAACGGCUUUUCCGCAUUCCAAAGUCGUCACGCCAAAAGGCCCUGCAGGCCGAACUGAGCCUGCUCAACCACAACCUACCCGCCAAUGUUUGUAUCCCAUUUUGGUGCUCUGAAUGCCUUCGAAAUUCGGCCGUUCCUCACGCACGUAUAUUGCGAAUCUGCCCCACAGAGGCGGUCGUACUGAAUUCUGCAGAACGUGUCCCCUUUAUGAUUCUUAUUGAAACGGAGAGCAACUGCACUUCUGAGUCUCCGCUUGAAGCGGACUCCUUUUCCUCUUCAUCUUCAUCUGAUGUGGAGCUUCUUAGAGACAAUGAGCCUUCCUACUCCAUGUUGAAUUCAACAAGCGCGUGCGAGUUUUACGACAAAAUGCGCACGGCUGCCAUUUUAUUGGCACAACUUCACCAAAUGACGCUUACAAAAAAUUUAAACCCGGCCACCAUAUCGACCAUUCGGUCGCGGAUCAUAAAGGAAAUGGAGUUACUCGACUUGCAAAAGCUAAAAUCGUCAUCUGAGGCCUCUGGCGCUGCUUCCUUCAUCAGCGUAGGGAACGAUAAGUGUCAAAACAUCGUAAAUGACUUGGCUCUUGUCAAAGACCAGAUGCUGCAUGAAGAUCCAUCAUACAAGAUGAAGCGGGUACAGCUUUCUUCGCCCUUUGGUGGGAGAUCCGGCUGGGCCCUUCAUUCCCUGAUUGUCAAAUCAUCUGCCGACUUGCGUCAAGAACUUCUUGCAGUCCAGAUCAUCAAAGAGAUGCUGUGCAUUUGGAAAGAUUCUUUGGAGCCCUCGGAAGAGGUGUGGCUCAAAUAUUCGAAACUGCCCUCGCCAGUGGAAAGGGAUUCCAUCGAGCCUUUAUCGGAAAAUCUCAUCCAUGCGGUUGAUUCAGAGCUCCAAUAUUGCAUCCUUGAAGAGGGAGAUGUAAAUGUUGAGGUGCCCAAUUAUCCCCAGUCCUAUACGUUAUUAACUUAUUUCAUCAAGGUAUCUUUACACAGGGGAGGCUCAAUCACAUUUAGACACAAUGGCAACAUUCUGAUCGAUAGUUCGGGACACCUUAUCCAUAUCGAUUUCGGGUUCAUGCUGUCCAAUUCACCGGGAUACGUGGGGUUUGAAUCGGCGCCAUUCAAAUUGCUCUCAGAAUGGGUUGAUAUUCUUGGAGGUGCCGAAUCGCCGCUUUUUCAAUACGAAUUCAGAGAUCGAUUUGUAAAGGCCUUUCUUGCCCUGCGAAAGCACUCGGAACGCAUCCUAUUGCUUGUGGAGAUGAUGAUGAAGGACUCUUCGCUUGCAUGCUUCUACUCUGGAGCUGACAUUGCCCUGUACCACCUCAGAGAACGGUUUGUCCUUUCCUACACAGACGCAGAGGUGGUAGAGUAUGUGGAAAAACUCAUUUCCGCCUCAUAUGACAACAUCUUUACAAAGCUGUAUGAUUCUUUCCAGUAUUACUCAAAUGGUAUCUUGUAA
Mitosporidium daphniae is the source of this 2454-nucleotide messenger RNA. RefSeq lists its product as uncharacterized. The transcript has 6 exons. Gene Ontology annotation, cellular component: membrane; cytoplasm. Gene Ontology annotation, molecular function: 1-phosphatidylinositol 4-kinase activity. Gene Ontology annotation, biological process: phosphatidylinositol-mediated signaling; phosphatidylinositol phosphate biosynthetic process. The record is from RefSeq and is a predicted model, not a curated record. Lineage: Eukaryota; Fungi; Microsporidia. The coding region runs from base 1 to 2454 and encodes 817 amino acids.